AUGUCUAAGAGCCUCAAGAAGAAAAACCACUGGACCAACAAAGUCCACGAAGCAGUGAUAACCCGGGGAAAGGAAGGAGAGCUUGGGUUCGAGCUGAAGGGGGGCGCGGAGAACGGCCAGUUCCCCUACUUCGGCGAGGUGAAGCAGGGGAAGGGACUGAUCCAGAGCGGCAAACUGGCCCAGGAUGAGCUGCUGCUGGAGGUCAACGACAUGCCAGUGGCCGGACUCACCACCCGGGACGUGCUGGCCGUGAUUAAACACUGCAAAGACCCUGUCCGCUUCAAAUGUGUCAAACAAGGAGGGGUGGUUGACAAGGAUUUGCGGCACUACCUCAACCUGCGCUUCUCCAAGGGCUCAGUGGACCACGACCACCAACAGAUCAUCAGAGACAACCUCUACCUCCGCACCGUUCCCUGUACAACCAGGCAGCCUAAGGAGGGGGAGGUGCCAGGGGUGGACUACAACUUUGUGAGUGUGGAGCGUUUUAUGGAACUGGAGCAAAGUGGAGCCCUGCUAGAGAGUGGAACCUAUGAAGAUAACUUUUACGGCACACCAAAACCUCCAGCGGAGCCGUCUCCCGCAGCUCCUCCUCUGAAUGUGAGUGAAGCCCUGCUGCCCGGAGCCCGGCCCAGCGCCCAGGGCAAGAGGAAGAGGAACCAGUCAGUCAGCAACAUGGAGCAGCGCGCCAGCCUGGAGCCGCCUGAGGAGGAGGAAGAGGAGAGCCCAGUUGUCAACGGCAACGGGGUGGCUAUCACACCAGAGUCCAGUGAACAUGAGGACAAGAGUACGGACGCCUCUGGGGAGGUUGCGGUUGAAACGUCCAUCCAGGCCCCGGUUUCCACCGAGUCUCCCGUCGAAGGAGAAGAGGCCCCGAAAUCUCCCUCUAAAUCCCCCGCCAAAGUCCCAGAUGUAGAUGAGGAAGAGCUUGGUCCUCUGCCCGACAAUUGGGAGAUGGCCUACACAGAGAAAGGGGAGGUCUACUUCAUCGAUCACAACACCAAAACUACAUCAUGGCUGGAUCCUCGGCUCGCAAAGAAAGCGAAGCCACCAGAAGAAUGCAGGGAAGACGAGCUGCCCUAUGGCUGGGAGAAGAUAGAUGACCCCAUCUACGGCAGCUACUAUGUAGAUCACAUCAAUAGAAGGACCCAGUUUGAGAACCCAGUGCUGGAAGCUAAGAGACGCCUGGAGCAGCAGAGGCAAAUGCAGAGCCAGGGACUCUCCGCUCUACCACUGCCCACUAUAUACAGAGAGAAGCCAUUGUUUACAAGGGACCCAACCCAGCUGAAGGGCACCUUCCUGUCGACAGCCCUGCAGAAGAGCAACAUGGGAUUUGGCUUCACAAUCAUAGGAGGCGACGAGCCCGAUGAGUUCUUGCAAGUGAAGAGCGUAAUACCAGACGGACCUGCUGCACAGGAUGGAAAGAUGGACACAGGUGAUGUCAUUGUCUACAUUAAUGACAUCUGUGUGCUGGGCACCACGCAUGCUGACGUGGUCAAGCUGUUCCAGUCCGUACCCAUCGGUCAGAGUGUGACCCUCGUGCUCUGUCGAGGCUACCCUCUGCCCUUUGACCCUGAGGACCCCAGUGGUGGAGCAAGCACCUCCCUGACCCCUAUUGGCCUGGAGCACCGCCCCCUGGUGGUGAACGGCCGCAGCAGCUAUGACCCCUAUCUGGAGUAUCUAUCAUUGAGCUCCCAGCUGCCUCCUCAGGCUCUGGCUCAGGUCCCUCACCCAGGGGACACGCAUCUGGACGGCUCAUCCCUGCCGCCCACCACGCCUGGCUCAUCCUCAGCAAUCACACCUCAUGACGACAAUGUGUCCAUGGCCUCCUCGGGGACUGCAGGGGUUGCCGGGGCAACAGCACAAGCAGCAGAGCUGCUGACAGUUACCAUGGUGAAAGGGGCAGAGGGAUUUGGGUUCACUAUAGCCGACAGUCCCACUGGUCAGCGAGUUAAACAGGUUUUGGAGCCAGGCUCACAAGUAGCAUCCGGGCUAAUAGAGGGAGACCUGAUCCUGGAGGUUAACCAGCAGCCAGUUGCUGCAGCUGGACACGGACGUGUGGUGGAGAUGCUCAAAGAGUGUCCUGUCGGAGCUGAGGCGACACUCCUCAUACAGAGAGCAGCAACAGGCCACGUCUCUCCCUGGAAGGCCUCCAAACAGUUGCCCGACCAAUGGGACCCGCAUGGAAGCCCCCAAGCAACCCUGUCUGGUCCGGUCUUGCCUCCUGGAACACCAUUCCCAAACCAGCCACAGCACCGCACUUCUGUGCCUGACUCAACUGAGGGCUUUGAUCUUAACAAGCCUGACCCCUACGACCUGUAUGAGAAGUCGCGGGCUAUCUAUGAAAGCAGACGUCCAGAGUACGAAGAGGUGGAGGUGCACCUACUGAGGGAGAAGACUGGGUUCGGCUUCCGCAUCCUGGGGGGAGACGAGGCCGUGCAGGCUGUGAGUCCGGACGCCCGUGACAAGAUUGUUAUUGGCGCUAUAAUAGAGAACACUCCUGCUGAGCGCGACGGGCGGCUUAGACCCGGGGAUGAGCUCAUUUCUGUGGAUAAAAAUGUGGUUGCUGGGAAACCGCACAAAUAUGUAAUAGACUUGAUGCACGCAGCCGCUCGCAAUGGUCAAGUCAGCUUGACUGUGAGAAGGAGAGUGCAAAUGCUUGGUGAACCAUGUCCUGUGAACGGCCGCAGCCCCGGCUCAGUGUCGACACAACACAGCUCCCCACGUAGUGACGCAGCCUCGGCUGCGGGCCCUCCAGUGGUUGCCGCUCCCGUUGCCACCUCUCCUCCAGAGGGUACCGCUCUGCAAACCAGUGACGUGGUCAUUCACCGCAAAGAGAAUGAAGGCUUCGGCUUUGUCAUCAUCAGCUCCCUGAACAGACCGGAGAACGCCACCAUCAUCACUGUGCCCCAUAAAAUAGGACGUAUAAUCGAGGGCAGUCCUGCAGACCGAUGUGGGAAGCUGAAGGUGGGCGACCGGAUCCUGGCUGUGAACGGACAGUCCAUCAUCAGUAUGCCGCACGCAGACAUUGUCAAGCUUAUUAAAGAUGCUGGGCUAACAGUCACACUGCACAUCGUACCAGAGGAGGGCUCCCAUUCUGGACCCAGCUCAGAGAAGCAGAGCCCCAUGACACAGAAACACAGCCCCCAACCCAGCCCUGUAGGCCAAUCAAGCCAAGGAGGCAUCCAGCCCAGCCAAACAGCUCCUCACCCAAGCCAAAUGGCCACUCAGACAGCACCUGCCCAGCCCGGCCAGACACCAGCUCAGACAAGCCAAACAGUGCCUGGCCCUCCUGCACCAGGAGCCUCCCAGCCUGCACCAGCUGGAACCCAGCAGAGCCCGGUCACCCAUCCCUCCGGACCCCCUAUACAGCUUUAUCUCCACGACGGCAGGUCAGAGGUAAAAGCCAGACAGGAUGUCAAACCUGACUUCCGCCAUCCUCCAUUCACUGAUUACAGGCAACCACCGGUAGACUACCGUCACCCACCGGUGACCGAUUAUCGACAACCUCCAACGCUGGACUACCGACACCCGCCUGGCCUGCUGGACUUCCGACCGCACCCUGCAGCUGCACAGUUCCCUCUGGGGAUCCCAGCAGACUUCAGACCACAGGACUUUGAUUACUUUACGGUGGAGCUGGAGAAAAGUGCAAAGGGAUUUGGUUUCAGUAUCCGCGGGGGCAGAGAGUACAAGAUGGACCUAUUUGUGUUGCGCCUUGCUGAGGACGGUCCUGCCAUACGUAAUGGGAGAAUGAGGGUGGGGGAUCAGAUCAUAGAGAUUAACGGGGACAGCACUCGGGACAUGACUCACGCCCGUGCCAUUGAACUCAUCAAGGCGGGAGGCAGGCGAGUCAGGCUGCUGCUAAAGAGAGGCACAGGACAGGUGCCAGAAUAUGACUGUGUCGGCCCCUGGGAUUCCCUUUCUACAGUCCACUCUGCCCUGCAGGAAGUGACCCUCGAACCUUACCCGAAUCCAUUGCUCUCAUCCCAUCCAGCCUCAGCCCCAGACUCCCCUCAUCAGCUCCCUCUAGAGGCCACAGUGUGCAUGGCAGACAAAACUCCACAGCUGACAGACCACAGCUCCAUUAGAGGGGCUACAGGUGGCAGGUCCACCCAGCAGAAGUGCAUCAUCAGGGGGCAGGGAACCCCCCAGGGGUCUGGAGGGGUGGACUGUGGACCAGGCGACCGACAGCCUCGGGCUUUGCCUCCCAAAGCUGUCCUGGGGAGGCCUGUUGAAAGAAGAGAGCGGCAGAGGGAGACUUGCUCCCCUUGCUGUGAGAGAAAGGGCCUGCACACACAGGCAAUGAGCACUAUCUGGCCCUGGGACCCAUAUGUGAGUGUGAAUUUGAAUGGAGCCUCUGUAGGCAGUGGAGAUGGACAUGUCAGCCUCCAGGAGAGGCUGGUGUCCAGAGGUCUGUUCCCCAGAGAAGAUGAGAGGGCCGGUGGCCACAGUGAGCUCUGCUGCCCUUCUAAAACCAUGGAAGAUACUCCUGCAAGGAGUGCAGCUGCCUCCCCUGGGCCCUGGAAUGUCCCUGGGUCUGAUAAACUGCCUGGCACCCUGAGGUCCUGGACCUCCACAGUAAGCAGGUAGAAAGGAUCUCACUGGUCUUGACCAGAUCACACUGUCUGGCUACUCGUUCAGUUCACCAUCGGAUGGAUGCCUGAGAAAAACUCCCUCGCUUUCUCUUCUGUCCUGUU
This is a messenger RNA of Scomber scombrus (Atlantic mackerel), 4694 nucleotides long. RefSeq names its product membrane-associated guanylate kinase, WW and PDZ domain-containing protein 2-like. Gene Ontology annotation, cellular component: cytoplasm; dendrite. Gene Ontology annotation, molecular function: signaling receptor complex adaptor activity; beta-1 adrenergic receptor binding; SMAD binding. The record is from RefSeq and is a predicted model, not a curated record. NCBI's taxonomy places the organism in Eukaryota, Metazoa, Chordata, Actinopteri, Scombriformes, Scombridae. The transcript has 22 exons. Gene Ontology annotation, biological process: receptor clustering; signal transduction. Bases 1 to 4587 code for a protein of 1528 amino acids.